Messenger RNA from Aplysia californica (California sea hare), 6879 nucleotides. RefSeq names its product rho family-interacting cell polarization regulator 2. NCBI's taxonomy places the organism in Eukaryota, Metazoa, Mollusca, Gastropoda, Aplysiida, Aplysiidae. The record is from RefSeq and is a predicted model, not a curated record.
UGCUACAGCUGCAACAACAACAACAACAAAAUAAUAAACAACCUUAUAAAUGUACGUGUGUAUUCUUUCUGUGUCCACAGACCGCGUGGGUUCGAUGACUCGCCUCGUCUACUCCCCGGCCGGCCCAGCGCCCGCCUCACGACUCCACGGUGCCGCUAGCCGCAGCGGCAGCAGCUUUACGCUACCCCACUACUCCACUAACCCGGGGGGAGGAGGAGGAGGAGGAUUAGGCGCAGGAGGAGGAGGAGGACCAGGUGCCCCUCUGGGCCACGUCAGCAGCAGUAGUCUCAGCAACCUCAGCCACAGCCAGAGUGGUUUAGGAGGAGGUGCAGGAGGAGGAGGAGGAGGAGGUUUGGGUGCGACCCAUGCCCGUUCGGCUACAGGACAGAAUAACGUGAAGAGUAUCCUCACCCACCAACAGCAACAACAACAGCAACAACAGCAACAGGCGCACCACCCCCACCCCCUCAGCCACAGCGUGGGCGACCUCCACCUCGCCAGCGGCCACCCCAACCACCAUCACCACAACAACCUCAGCAACAACAACAACAACAACAACAGCAACAACCUGAACAACAGCAACACGAACAGCAGGCCUCACAGCGCUUAUUUUUACAGCAGCAGUAGUCUCAACAACAACAACAACACCAACAGUAGUAGUAGUACUAGUGGCCGGCCACUCAGCGCGUAUUAUAACAGCCCCAGCUCCAACAGCAACAGCAACAGCAAUUUCCUCUUGCUUCCCCCCGGCUCGAGCGCCACCUCGCGCAGCACGCCGUGCGUGGCUCCCCUCGCCUCCGCCGCCGGCUCCCCCAACUCCCCGAGCAGCCUCGCCUUGCAGCACAGCCAGAGCCAGAGCCAGAUGUCGCUCCGCGAAGCGCCCGGGCGCGCCUCCGUGCCCGUGUCAAGGUCGCAGUCGUUCGGGGGCGUGUCCCUGCGCUCCAACGCCUCGGCGCUGACGGCCACGCCCCCCGUGCUGGGCGACACGAUGAGGCGUGCCACGCGGCCGCACUACGCCAAGCCCCAGAGGCAGGCUACCUCCAGGGGCACCCGCAAGUCGCCCAAGGUGCCCAAGGUCCCGCGGCCCGGCAGGGCGAUGAUGGUGUUUGACAGCGUCAAGACUGGCAUCGGCAAAUCAAAUCUGCAGAACGUUACCUGAAAAGACUGGAGUUCCAUCUGGCAAAGAUUGACGAGCUGCAUGACUGUUACAUGCUGAACCAACAGCUCAGGGAAGGUGCCAGGAACAUGGCGCGGGCUUUCAGUGCCUCCAGUUCACAGAGCCGUAAAGACUCCUUGGCUAACGUCAAGUAUGGAUAUAAGGAAUGUUCGCAGACCAUGUGUGCCAUCGAGGCCCAGCUGGAGAACAUGCUGGGAACGUUCAGCUGUAGGUUGAAAGGUAUCGCAGGCUUCGCCCGCCUGGUCCCCGGCGAUGUGUUUGAGGUGGUGAUCAAGCACGGGGGUCAGAAGUGGAAGAGCAAAGGUCGGAUGGAGAAGAACAACCUGCAGCGCUGGGACACGCCCGAGUACAACUUCAAGUGUCUGGUGGGGGAGACGCUCAGCAUUAAGGCGUCUGAGGUUCGAGCCUUCAAGACGGUCCUGCUGGGCCAGAAGAACUGCGAGGUGUGCCACCCGUCGUCCCGCCACCCCGCAGCCCACGACAGCCCCCACCAGGGUCUGUUCUCGGCUAACCCGCAGCUUAUGACCGUCAGUGUCAACGUGCACGGCUCUCUCAAGCUCAGCAUCAUCAUCACUUGGAACCCCCUGGACGGUAUGGACGAGUCCGUGACCUUCUUUGAGCCGCCGUCCCGCUCCCAGGGCUCCACGCUACGCAGACCUGUGUCUGUUCUCAACGCUAAUGGGGGAGUGUUCGGCAGCACCUCGGACCUCAUGUACGGCCCCGACCGCCGUUUCUCCAGCCCGAUGCAGGCCAUGAAGCUGCGGGACGACAGCGGGAUCUACGGCUCGGCCACCUCGCUGCCCUCCCACAUGGCCCACGAGAUGAGCCGCUACCCGCACAGCCUGUCCGCCUCGCCCAUCAUCCACCACGGCCGCGACCCCAUGCUGACCCCAGACCUCCACUCGGGCCGCCUCCGGCCCCACAGCGUUAUCGCGCCGGACGUGCGCAGCGUCCGCUCCCAGCCCUCCAACCCCACCUCGGGCCUGGUUUCGGCGUCGUCCACCGAUUUCUACACGAGCAGCAGCGUGGGCAACCGCCCGCACAGCACGUACAUCUCCUCCUCCUCCUCCCCGCUCUCCUCCUCCUCCUCCCCCCUGCACGCGGAAGGAGGCGCGGGGCACUCUACUCACCUGUCCGCCGUCGGCUCGAGCAUGGCUGCCACCGCCUCUACCGCUGGGGCGGCAGCCACCUCCUCUUCUUCCUCCUCCUCCUCCUCCAUCUUCCUCUCCCAGUCGCAGCUGUCCUCCACCCCGGUCAAGCCCAUCGCCGAGGUGUCCCAGGCGCAGGUGCCGGGCGUGCAGGUGCAGGUGCAGGGUGAGCUCAUCGGCGUGCAGGACGGUCAGGUUAGUGUGGAGGAGGCUCUGGGCAGUCUGAUGACCACGCUGGAAGAUUUCCUGGGCCACUACCCGGAGCUGCAGAAGCUGGAGGAGAUGUUGCCGGCCAUAGAGCACUUUAUACGGAAACCAUCGGCUACCAGCUCUCGCUCUUCCAGCAUGAGUGUGUCGAUAGAGGGCGCCAUAGAGGAGGCCUUCGACUUCCUCAACACAGAGGACGUGCUCGAUGACUUGGAAGAGGAGGAAGAGGAUCCUCAACAACAGCAACAGAAAGAAGGAGAGACUUCCUCGAGUGCGGCGAGCAGCGGGCCCGUGUCCCACAUUGACCAGCUGGUCCUGAGCCCCGAGUCGACGGCCAAGACGACCGACUCAGGCAUCGAGUCCCUGGCCAAGCGUCUGCACGAGGACACGCAGCUGGGCUCCAGCAUGGGCUCCAGCCCUGUCCCGCCCUCCACGGGCAACGAGCAGGUGGACCAGGCCCUCGUCUUCCACCUCUCCUACUGUGAUAAGCUCCUGGAGUGUUUCAGUUCCUGGUGUCCCACAUGCUGGACAUCCCCAGUUUCCCGGCCCACCAGGCCAAGUCGGUGCUAGUGACCCUGCACCAGUUUGUGACCUACUUCUCCAACCACGGAGGCCUGACCCGCUUGGAGAAGAUUUCUGAGGAAUUGCGUCUGAUGGACCGGCUGAGCUCGUCCAGUUCCGACAUCGUCAUCAAAGCUAUCCUGACCUUGAGAGAGGAGCUGCCCCCGCCCACGUGCCUCAAGGUCAUGGUCAGACUGCUGGUCGCAGGCAACAAGGAGAUGCAUUCUUCUGCUGGCGGAGGAGAGUAUUGACCAGCUGGUUCACGUCUGCCAAUCGGACGGUUCCUCAACGGUUCGCAGGAAGGCCAAGGAAGCUCUGUACUCGCUGGGCGACGUUGGUCGUAAGGCUGUGGAAGAGGCACAGCUGGGCUCUCAAGGUUUCCAGGGUCUGCAGAUGCGCAAGUUGUAGUGUGUGGGACGCACACACGUGUGCGCUCACCUUCCAUCCUCUAAGCGUGUGUGCUUAUCAGGUUUGAGCGUCGUCGUGCCGGCUCUAUGCCGCCUGUCUUACGGACUCGUCACCGUCACUUUGUGGUGCUGCAAGCCGCCACACUCUCUCCCCAACACCCCCACCCCCCAUCACGAAUGAUGAUGAUGAUUACCUGAUUGUCUUUGGCCGCCCUGGGCGUCGUAAGACAGGCAGUUGGUCAGAAGAUGUCCUGUCUGGUCACCGCUGUCUGGUGCUCACCACCACCACCACCACCACCACCCCUGCUCUCAUUCCUCACUUCUCAAGCGUGGCACUUCAAUGGCACUAAUUGUGUCGCAAAUGCUGUAAAACUCUUACUAAAACCUUUUUUUAACUUCUUGAUCAGCGUGCACGCACGCAUGCAUGCACAUGAUGAUCCAAGCUCAAGUCUUCAUAAGACGUACAUAUGUGACCUUUGACCUAUAAUUGAAUCGGGAGAAACGUGAACUGACCAAUUCAUCCUCAAAUCGAAAUGUCAUAUGGCCUGGAAUCAACAUGAACUGACCUAAUCAUCCUCGAAUCAAAGUAUUCUCUGGCCUUAGUUGUGGACUGCAGUGUGGCUACUGGUAAUACCCAGACUUAGAACUGUAGCAUUUAUCUCCAAUUUGACGAACGUCUUGAUGCAAGCUCACUCACUCACUCUCUCGCUCGCUGUUCGAGUGGACUGGUGGGAAGCUUUAAGUAUGCAGUUUUGAAACUUUAGAACUGGUCCUCCCAUGUUCUACCCUGUCCAGACUGCGUCUGUGUCUUGAAAGUAUCUGGAAAUUGUGCUUAGACUCCCUAGAAAAUUAUCUAGACUUCUGGAAAAAUAUGUCUAGACUGUGUCUAUAAAGAAAAUAUGUCUAGACAGUGUCUAGAAAGAAAGUAUGUCUAUACUAUCUAAAAAGAAAGUAUGUCUAGACUGUGUCUGGGAAGAAAGUAUGUCAAGACUGCUAAAAAGAAAAUAUGUCUCUACUGUGUUAAAAUGAAAGUAUCUCUAGACUGUGUCUAGAAAGAAAAUACGAGACUGUGUCUGGAAAAUAUGUCUAGACUAUGUCUGGGGAAAAACAUAUGUCUAGACUGUGUCAAGAAAGAAAAUAUGGUCUAAAUUGUGUCUGGUAUGUAUGUCUAGACCGUGUCUUGUACAUAUAUGUCUGGUUGUUUCAAGACACUCUGUGAGGAUCAGACACUGCUGCUGGGACUGUGAGUGUGUGAGCAUGCAGGAGACUGAUUAGGCAGACUUUGUCGUUUGAUUUCAUUUUUAAAAAUUGUUUGCCUCUUGUUCUUGCCGGAAACCUUUACUUAUACAGAUGGGAUGAUGCUGUAAUACUGUCUUCUAUAAGUAGACUCUUGACUAUACCUCUUUACAAUGCCAUGCCUUUGUCUUAAUAGGUAUACUACCAUUUCUACUGACUAUACCCCUUUACAAUGCCAUGCCUUUGUCUUAAUAGGUAUACUACCAUUUCUACUGACUAUACCCCUUUACAAUGCCAUGCCUUUGUCUUAAUAGGGAUACUACCAUUUGUCCAUACGAUCUUUCUUCUUUUUUUCUUCUGAAAAUGAUAAACUGUUUGGUGUUGCUGCAAGAUAUUCUUUCCUCCUGAGCAUGCUUAUGAAUAUGGAAAGGUUGUGAGGAGAGGUUUCUGACCUCAGAGCUUGUUGGACGGGGGUUCGACUCCCAGGACUGGUGGUGUUGGUGGAAGAAGCCUUUUUGUUUGUGAGCACUGUGAAGUUCUACACGACAGCGCCGGUGGGCACACAGUUGUGAUGAUGAUGUGUCGUUUCUACAGCUCGCCCCGCGUCGUUUGGACAACUAUCAACAAUUGCCUCAUUUCUUGACCGGGACUUUUUUUUUCUAGUGGUGUGAAUUUGUCAGUGUGUUGAAAUGACUUGAACAUCUCAUAUCUUGACUUAACCUUUUCUAGGGGUGUACAUUUGCCAGUGUGGAGAAAUGACUCGAACAAGGUCUGGGGCUGUGACUUACUUGUUGUCACUUUCACUUUGACAUACGGUAAUAAUCUGGACGAAAGAAAGAUGCACGCCUUCGCCGCCUCCUCGUAAAUGAAUUUGGCGCGCUCCUAUAACCUUAUGCAGUUGAGAGCACCGUAAAACUUUUUAUUAUCAAACUGGAACUUAACUGAAUGAACUUAAUAACGUCGAUGAGGGCGUAAGACACCUUCAUUUAUUUACACAUGUCAUUUUCUACAUCCGAGGACUGGUUCAUCACGGACAAGCGCCAGCGCGUGUCAUCGUCGAAGCGUCGUCUCUGGAUCUAGAGGGAAAAGUUGCGUCUGGUUAUUCAAUUCCUGACGACAAAAGUGUGCGCUGCUGGCCCCUGAAGUACGCUCGAUGCAAUAGACUUUGUUGUUGUGUGAUUUGUGAACUUACAUCAUAAUUGUGCACGGACUGUUGUUGGCCUAUUUCGUGACCUCAAUGCUUUCUUGUCAUAUCUCCAUUUUUAAAAAAAAUUUAACAGUGAAAAUGUGACUUAUUCUUGGGGUUCACUCUUGUUUAUGAACUGUUUUCACUGUUAUUAAAAAUGAAGAUACGACAUGAAGAAAGCACUGAGGUGGUUGCGAUUUUUUAAGCUAAUUUUUUUUUUCUCUUCUUUUUAAAAAAACUUGCUGGUCACUUAUUGCUAAAAAUGAUGAUGUCACUCCUUCUCUACUACAUGAUGUACUAACUACUAUGCAGUUGUUGGUUGGUUGUUGUUUUUUGGUGUGAGCAGGACUGUGAGGUCUGCCUUGUUGUUGAGUUGUUGAGUUUGGCUUUACUUGUGUCCGAGAGAUAGAUGCAACUUACACUACGCUAUGUGUGGUCCCGACAUACAAUGUUUGAGGAGUCCUCUUUGUUGAUAAUUAUGAUGAUAAUGGAUGGUUAUGAUGAUGAUGUUGAUGAUGAUAAUAAUGACUCUUACAUUAUGUUCAGUAUGUUGUUAUUAUGAGUUCAGUGUGUGGACUUGAUUUUUUCUUUUUUUCGCAGCGUACUACGUACGUUUUAUGGGGUUCAUCGCUUUGGUUUGAUUUUUGUUGUUGUCUGAGUUUUUUGGGUUUUAAAAAAUUUUCUUUCUUUUUUUUUUAAUUGUUUGUUUUUCUCGUACACUUGCACAAGGGCAAUCACUCUGGAUUUUGUUUGUUUGUUUGUUUUGGGUGGCGCCGACGAGUAUUAUUAUUUUACUGCAGAGUCUAUUUAUCCAUGAAAGUGUACCGGACAAAGCUAUUUUUUACACAUUUUUAUAGCUCACCCUCUGAGAAUUUAAUUUGCACCAUUUUAAUUAACUUAGAAUAUUUAAUAUAAUUAUAAUUAUAAGUCUGUCUACGCAUUUACUUGUGUUACUUU